Molecule: messenger RNA, 324 nt
Organism: Baudoinia panamericana UAMH 10762
Lineage: Eukaryota; Fungi; Ascomycota; Dothideomycetes; Mycosphaerellales; Teratosphaeriaceae
Exons: 3
Coding region: 1-324 (107 amino acids)
Source: RefSeq, a predicted model, not a curated record
AUGUCGACCUCCAAUCCAGCACCUGGUGUGGGAGGCACUGCCAAGGACGGUGGCCUGUCCACUGCCGCUACGGUGGCAGAUGGAGGCCCCUCUGGAUCCAAGCAGGACGGACAGUACCUGCCUGAGGAUAUGGAGUCUUCGGAGACACCGUCCGUCCUUCCAGGAUCGAGGAAGCUCGCAAACGAAGCGAAUGCGAAGACAAGCAACCAUGCUCCCGGAGUAGGCGGGACCGCUCAAGAUGGCGGUCUCAGUACGGCGGCUACUGUCGCAGAUGGUGGGCCCAACAACAGAGCAGAGGAUCCGGACUACAAGCCGCCGUCUUGA